AAUGACUGGGAACAUUCAAAAUCGUGUGUGGUCGGAAUGGUCGAUUGCGUUGCAUCGAUGCCAGAGUACACGAUAUUUUGAUUUAUUUCGGGAGAUUUGUUGGAUGGAUUUCCAUGGGUGUAUAACAUUCAGCUGAAAGUUUGAGGCAAUGCUCUAAAGACAUGAAACAAGGAUGGCUGAGGACAAACCUGAUGAGGCUAGGACAACUUGACCAUUUCCCAAUUCGACCUGGGACAACUGAACUGAGAGUGAGACAACUUGACUGAUGCCAUGUGUGAUGCCGUCACUGAUGGGACAACUUGAACAUCUGUCGCUGUCUGUGCCUUAAAUGUACAAACAACUCAACUGUUCAUCAAUAGAAAUACCCUCAGAACUGUGGGGUCCAACGUCAGACCCCACAGUUCUGGGGAUACAAUAGAAACACCUGCACUUCACCAUGUUUACACCCUUUCUCUUAAUCAAAAAAGAGAAGGGAUUGGGGAACAGAUUUGUUGUCUCUCAUACUGGCAGACUAGCAGCUGGUCACUAGUGUGGCCGAGGUGCCUGUGUAUUGCGAAUGGUACUUAACACCACCGUGCAUAUCACAUUGCUGUCACACCAUGCUGGUUGGGUGGUUUGGCACCACCCACUAGUCCUAUGCAUGCUGCCUCACCAGGUCCCUGUGCAACACUGCAUGUCAUGCCCAGCAAGAUUUUGUUUGAGAAAUUUAGACAGACACAAUGCCAGAGGAAGACAUCCCUGUCCGUGUAGCUCUUCGCUGCCGACCUUUGAUUCCAAAAGAGAAAGCAGAAGGCUGCCAGAUGUGCCUGAAGUUCAUUCCCAAUGAGCCGCAAGUCGUUCUUGGCAAGGACAAGGCCUUUACCUAUGACUUUGCCUUCGGGCCAGAUACGAGACAAAACACUGUGUACAGGUCUGCUGUACUGCCCCUGGUGGAGGGCAUCUUCAAAGGUUACAAUGCCACAGUUCUGGCCUAUGGUCAGACUGGCUCAGGGAAGACCUACUCUAUGGGCAGCGGGUACAGCAUGACUGACCAAGAAACCAUGGGCAUCAUCCCCCGGGUCAUUGCUGAUCUCUUCAGUGGCAUCAACGACAGGGGUGAUACAGAGUUCCUUCUGAAGUGCACCUACUUAGAGAUUCACAAGGAAGACAUCAACGAUCUGUUAAACACCUCCUUGAAAAAGGAGACGCUUGCUGUGCGCGAGGACCCUGAAGGGGGAAUCAGGGUAUCUGGUCUACAAGAGGUGAUUGUCAAGUCGGCCUCUGAGCUGGAGCAGUGCCUUGAGCAGGGCUCAGUAGGUAGGACUACUGGCUCCACUGCCAUGAACGCCCAUUCCAGCCGCUCCCACGCCGUGUUCACCGUAGCCGUCGAGAUGAGGAAAAAGGAUGACAGCGACAACUACUGCCAUGCCAAGUUCCAUCUUGUGGACCUUGCGGGGUCAGAACGAGCCAAGAAGACCCAGGCUCAAGGAGAGAGGCUGAAAGAAGGAAUCAACAUCAAUCGAGGCCUUCUAGCACUGGGCAAUGUCAUCAGUGCAUUAGGUGAUGAAAAUGGUCGCAAGGGUCACAUACCAUACAGGGACUCCAAGUUAACCAGACUUCUCCAAGAUGCCCUCGGUGGCAACAGCCAAACCCUGAUGCUGGCCUGUGUCAGCCCUGCUGAUUCCAACAUGGAGGAGACACUCAACACACUGCGAUAUGCCGACCGGGCCAGACAGAUUAAGAACAAGCCCAUCAUCAACCGAGAUCCCCAGUCGGCAGAGCUGGCAAAACUCAGGCAACAGGUGCAGCAGUUGCAGGUGCAGCUGCUACAGAGCAAGUCUAUCCAUGGAGGUCCAUUGCCUGAUGGUCCUAUGGAAGGUGUUGCAGACUUGAAAACUCUUUUGGAUAGAAAUCACUCCCUUGAGGCCGCCAACCAGAAACUGACCAUUGAACUGCAGUCAGCAAUCGAACAGACAACACAGAUGUGUGAGAAGGCCAUUCUGGCCGAGAUGUCUCGAGACAAGCUGAAGCAGAAGCUGGAGCAGCUGAAGGAAGAGACAGACUUGAGUCUGGGGGCCCUGGAUCUGACAGUGGGAGCAGCUGACAAUGAGAAAGUGACAGAGCAGCUAGACCUGGUCCGCCAGCUGCAGAAGAAAAUUAUUGACAUGGAGACGGAGGACAAGCUGUCCAAUGCCGAGUCGCUGUACGGGAAUGAAGCUGAGAAAGAGAAUGUCAAAAAGGAGGGCGGUACCUGCAAGUCCCCCAACGUUUCUUCCCCAUCCAUCGACUUCACCGGUCACACCUUACGCCAGGCCCAGCUGGGCAGGGAACUGCAGGAGCUGAACAACGCCCUGGCCAUGAAACAGGAGCUGGCCCAGACCAUGGGCCAGAACGAUGAGAAGAUGCAGGUCAUGAAGAUACACUACGAGAGCAAUGUGCGAGAGUUGGAGAGUGAAAUAGCAGCACUACAGAAGGAACGAGAAAAUCUGUCAUCAGCGCUGUAUGCGGCAAAGUCCAACACUGCCAGCAACAAAGUGAGUGAGCAGCGUCGAGUCCGUCUCCAGGAACUGAGCACCGAGAUCAGCAAACUGAAGAAAAAACUUACUGAGCAGUCCAAACUACUCAAACUUAAGGAAAAGAGUGAUCAAACUGUACAGAAACUCAACAAGGAAAUUCAGUCUAUGAAGCAGGCACGAGUACGUCUGAUGAAGCAGAUGAAGGAGGAAGGGGACAAGUUCCGUCAGUGGAAGGCCGAGAAGGACAAGGAGGUCCUGCAACUCAAGGCCAAGGACAGGAAGAGACAGUGUGAGUUGAGCAAGAUGACACAGAGACAUGAGAAGCAGGAGAGCGUCUUGAGAAGAAAGAUGGAGGAGGCUGCGGCUGCCAAUAAACGCCUGAAGGAGGCCUUGGAGAAGCAGAAAGCUGUACAGAAGAAACGAUCAGAGGAAAAACCAGAGGAGAAGAAUAUGGUGGGAGUGGCCAAAAGAAUCAAGAGCUGGCUUGACCAUGAGUUGGAGGUGAUGGUGAGUGUGAAUGAGGCGAAGCGGCAUCUGGGCUCCCUCCUGAAUGACCGCAAGGUGCUGUCCCAACAACUGCACACACUCCAACAAGAGAAUGAAGAACCCCCACAAAAGAAAUUUGCCAGUCCAUCCAAGGCAGUUGACAUACACAACCAAGACACAGGCAAACGUAUUAAAAACUUACAAGAUGAACUGGAGCUGAGAAACGCACAAAUCAGCGACCUUCAACAGAAGAUCGUGGAUGCUGAUCAAGAUGAAAAAGGCAAAAAUCGUUGGAAUGAGAUCACAAGUAUGGUGGAGGCUAAGUGCGGACUGAAAUGGCUGCUGGAAACGUGUGUGGCUGCCAAGGUCAGCACCAGCGAGGUGCAGAGCCAGCUGAGCGACCUCAAAGACUCCCACCGCGAGACUCUAGCCGAGGUGGACCGGCUCCAGGACGAGAUCCUAGAGCUGAAGGCCAGCCAGGAGAAGCAGAUUACCCAGAUGCAGAGGACCCAUGAGGAUAAGGUGCUAUACCUCCUCACACAGCUUUCUCAGCUGAGAGAACAAACGGGAGCAGAAGCCCCCUCUGCUGACGGCGAGGACUUGCAGAAGAGGAUCAAGUUCCAGGAGGAUCAAAUCAGAGAGUUAAGCACCCUCCACGAGCGACUACAGGAAACAGCAAUGGAAAAUGAAGAGUUGCAUCAGCAACUGACAUUGGUCAGCUACUCUGGUCGUAAGCAGUCCCUGAUGCCAACCUUGGUAUCUCCUGGAUCUUCCCCUGAGGGAUCGCCGCUAAAGUUACCAAGGAAGAGACCCAUCAAACAGCGAUUCCCAGUUGAACGGUACACCCUAGAAGAAUACUUCGAAUCGGAAAGUGAAAUGGACACAACAGGGAAUGACUCGGACUGGCGCAUGACACCCCUGGUCAAGCGCAAACCCAGGGAGAGUGUAAACAAAAAGAGAUCUUUGGACAAAGUUGGGUGUGGUUGCCGGGGAUUCUGCAAGUCUCGGCUCUGCAGCUGCGUGAAGGGCGUUCAGGUUUGCUCGGAAAACUGCAGAUGCGACACAGCAAAAUGUGCCAACCGAGCUGAUGUGCAAAGAAAUGUCAAUGACACUGUCAGCACUACAGCCGGUAAUAGUGUACUGAUGAACACAACAGUGGUCCUCUCUGACAGCGAGCCUGAAUCCCAAAACACGACGGCUGUGGCAAACCCCAAGACUCAGGCCAAGCCUCCCCGCCAAGCGCUGUCGGAGCUCACCGCCAACAACACCUCAGCCAGCUCCAGCAGUGACGAGUUUGUGCUGAAGCCCACCCUCAAGCGCACCAAGCCACCCAAUGCCAACCUCCACCUGGGGAUAGCGAGAAAGAAGAAGGUCUCUAUUGAUGCAGAGGAGAAUAGCGGGGGCCUGAAGAGGAAAAGGAAGUUGCUCAGCACGUCCAGCACUGGCUCCUUCUUCAAGCCGCUGACUGACAGCUGACUCUUUGAAUCGCUCCUAUAUAUCACCAACGGCAACAGCAUGACUGAACCAUUAUAUAUUUUGGAGUAUAACUUUCAGAGAUGAACCUGCUUAAAGAUAGGAUUGUGUUUUGUAUUUGUAAAUGAGCAAGCUAUACACUAUUCUGUACACUGUAAUUGUUUGGAGAACUUAACACUGAAUUAUGAUCCACAAAAUAAUGCUCGGUGUAGUGUUUGUGAAAAUUGAAAACAUGUCGUAGCUACUCUUUGGAAUCCAAAUUAGAAAGCAGAAGGGUGAAAGGAAUAAUAUGUAACACAUUUGAAGAAGGCUGUGAGACUUGUGGUGGGCGGCAGGCUUUAAUAGCUGGGUAGAAGAUUUUGCAACUUGAUUUUUCAAGAAAAAAAAAUCUCUGACUGGUCAGUUGAUCUUCCAAAGUUUAAAGCAAAAUAGUGAAAAAAUUGCUGAGCUUUUUUGGCUCGGGAUUUUAUUUUGUAAAUAUAACACCUGCAAUUUUCCUCAUUUCCUGAAAGUCAGCGUACAAAUCAUUGUAGUGAUCCAUGAUUGCAAAAAUGAAAAAUGUGUAAAAUUAGAUUAUAGGCGAGAGUGUUUUUUAAGUUGGUGCUCAGAUCUGCAGACCUUCCUGAUUCAGAACUGGGAAAACAAAAUUUAUUUUGAGAAGUCUCGGAUCCACUGACUAACAAUUUACUGGUAUCAAUAUAAAAAGUUUUUUGGUUGUUUUUUCGGUCCUCCAAAAUUUUUUGGGAAAAAAUCAGAGCUCCAACUUAUAAAAAAACGCUCAUCUGAAAUAACAAAGUUUAGUGGAAUAAAAACUAGCACAGUGAUAAAAAAUACAAUUAUCUAGGAGGGUUAGGACCGCAAACCUCUUGGGAAGGUAGUGGGUUUUAAAUGAUCAGUGAGCGACACCAUCUGAGACCAUUUCAGGUAAACAUUUAUGUUGACAUAAAGUUGUUGUUUGCCUUGUAUAUUUUAAUAGAGUAUUGUUUCUCAAGUGUUUGGGGAAAAUUGAAGUCAUUUCUGUGGUCUCAUUAUUUCCUCACGCUUGGUUUGGUUUCAUUUGCCUGUCCUUGUGCACUUUUCAACUUAAAAAGCAACACUUGUAAUGUCUUCCAGCUACGGAGGUCUGAAGUGCCUUGGUCUCUGAUGGCCAAAUACAUGUACAUGUAUAUUGACUAACUGGACAAAGGAUGUUGAGAUCAAGACUGUGUUUUGUCUUUAGCUGCAAGCUUUAGGUUUAUAAAAUUGAAACCUGUCAUUUUUAGUGCAACUUCCUUAAUUUUCUAGAGAAUAUCAAACCAUUUCAUUUUAUGGGAAGAUUUGAGGAAUGAUUUUUAAGGGGUGUUUUUGUGUUUCAAACGAGAAUGUUUGGAUAUUUCUGGAUCCAAGACAAAGUUGAACUUGAGACAAAUGCGAGAUCUGGAUAAUGGUUCUGCAGUCCUUUCCAAUUCACAAGGGUGAAUGGGGAGGGGACAAAAACUAUGCCCCAGCCCCCCCCCCAAUUUUUGAAAAGUAAUGAAAGAAAGGCAAAAUGUUUCAUCUACAGAUGUAUUUCUCUUCCUUCAAAAAAGUGUGUGAAAAGCCUCCAAAUGUAACCCCCCCCCAGUUUUUGGCUCCCCAAAACGAGUUCUUCUUCCUUGAAAAUUUUGGUCUGGAUCCGCCUUUGGUAAUUCCACGAAUAGUGUUUGAUGUUUACGUAUAGAAAAUGGAAAACAAACAUUGCCGAUAACUUGCAUUUUAGCAAAGUUUGAAUAAUUAUUUAUGCCUGCAGUAUGAGUUUGAACACAGCAUUGGUAAAUUUGAAAAUGGAUGCUUAGAUGUAAAUUUUGGUGUUUCUGAAGGUGAGAAACUCACUGACCCAAUGUGUUUCCGCUUUGGCAACAAUAAAUUGCAGUAGUUUGCAUCUAACAUCCUUAA
This is a messenger RNA of Acanthaster planci (crown-of-thorns starfish), 6368 nucleotides long. RefSeq names its product chromosome-associated kinesin KIF4-like. Gene Ontology annotation, molecular function: ATP binding; microtubule motor activity; microtubule binding. NCBI's taxonomy places the organism in Eukaryota, Metazoa, Echinodermata, Asteroidea, Valvatida, Acanthasteridae. The record is from RefSeq and is a predicted model, not a curated record. Gene Ontology annotation, biological process: microtubule-based movement; spindle elongation; mitotic spindle organization. Gene Ontology annotation, cellular component: microtubule associated complex.